Molecule: messenger RNA, 6704 nt
Organism: Formica exsecta
Lineage: Eukaryota; Metazoa; Arthropoda; Insecta; Hymenoptera; Formicidae
Product: ankyrin repeat domain-containing protein 50
Exons: 19
Coding region: 1084-5763 (1559 amino acids)
Molecular function (GO): protein binding
Source: RefSeq, a predicted model, not a curated record
CGGUGUCUAUCAAGGUGUUUGUUUCGCGGCUAAAUUCCGACCUCGGAGACAAAAGACUUUUUCCGUUUUAGCUCGGCCAUCCUUUUUCGGGAAGUUCGUGCAUAGAAAGAGAGAGAGAAGGAGAACGCCAUUUCGAUCGUUCGCGUUCAUCCUCUCUCUCGUUUUCGCGAUGUCGCGUCGUUUUUACGACGAGCAAGGCUAGCCAACCGCGACUUCGGCGGAAGCCGCGACCGGCCGUCUUUCUCUCUCUCUCUCUCUCUCUCUCGCGCGCGCGCGCGUUCGACGGAGAGGGACGAUAUCGGGACUGUACCAGCUGUGUGACGCGGUCGGGGCGAGUGUAUGCGUGCUGUGUUCUCUCGUUUGUAUCUUCUUGUUUUGUGCGCGGCUCGCGAAUCGAGUUUUGCUUUCGCGCUCGCCGGUUUCUCGUUUCCCUCUUGUGUGCACCGAUGUUUUCUCUCCCGUGGCCCCGUUAACGCGAGGGAACAAAGGGAAACGAGACGAGCGAGACCAACAGCGGACAAAAGGGAGAAGAGAACUACGUACAUAGAGACGUCGUAUCGAUCGAGAGCCGAAGCUAACUUCACGUCACGAACUUCUUGAAAAUUAGUCUACCUCGCCGGACUUGUUGAUAGCAUGCAAGGGCGCAAAACUCAUUGUUCGCCAGUCAUAAGGCGAUGAGAAGCCUGAAUGGAGUCAGAGGAAGCCUCAGAGCCCCCUGGGGCUACCAUCGAUGUUCCAUUGACAGAGCAGCGCAGUCGGAUCAAUCUUGUCAUUGCACUUAAGCCGAUCUGAAGCCGAUCUCUUUAUUUACACACCGACAGAUAUACAGAUCAACAUUAAAUCGCAAUACCGAGGAGAAUAAUCUAGAUCCGAAAGACAGAUAUCUCUCCGAGAAGUACCGAGUUGAGGCGUUCCGAAACACACGGAUCGAUAUAGUGAAACCUAUGCCAAAGAUCUACUCUUAUGUCAAUUGAUUUACGCGAAGGAACCUCGAUAAAACCCCAUAAGUUAAAAGCGCUUCAAGGGAGAAGAAAACACGAGACGAAUUGAUCGAAUAAAACACAUAGAUAUCAAGAUUUCGAGAUGGCGGCACCGGUGAUCGAGAAGAAGCGUUUCUUCUGCCGUGAGUGGGCCUUUACGAAGCUGUCGCAUUGUCUGGAACAGCGGCCACAAUCGAAGACAUGCGGUGCUCUGAUCGUGGGCGGACCGGGAAGCGGAAAGACGGCGCUCUGCGCCGAAUUAGCGUGGCCAUCGAAUGGCGCUUCCGCGAGGCAUCAGCGCUCCUUGAACCGCCGACUGCUGGCACGACACUUUUGUCAAGCCAGAAGCGAGGCUUCCCUGUCGCCCGCUCAAUUCGUGCGAUCUUUAGUCGCCCAAUUGCUCCAGGCCAGCUGCUCGGACGGCAUUCAUCAUCGAUCGUCGUCUAUAUCAACAUCCUCACCGACAACAUCCGCGACGGCGACCGCAACCACGGUUACCACGACCAUGAUGCUCACAGCGACAACGACGGCGACUACAACGACUGCGACGCCUACUACGGCGAUUACAACAGCAACAACGACGACAACCGUCACAGCUGCCGCGCCGCUUCUCACCUCUAGAGAGGCCAUCGCGGAAGCCUACGCCGAGAAACUGCGAACUGAUCCAGAUAUACAGGCCGCGUUGCAACCGGAUGUUUUAGACCGAGAUCCGGACGAUGCCUUGAAAAAGGCCCUAUUGUUUCCGUUGUUAGAAGUAGAACCGCCGAAAAACUGUCUCUUUCUGCUGGUGGACUCGAUUGACGAAGGCCAGACAUUGAAUCCACCGCAGACCGGCACCAGGGACUCGCGAAGGGAGAACGAUAACGUCAGUCGCACGAUAGCUGAAUUACUGGCUAAUCACCACCAUCUGUUUCCACAGUGGCUCUUGUUAGUCUGCACAGCUCGACGACAGAGUAAAACUAUCUCGCGCAUGUUCACCGGCUUUCGCAAGAUCUCACUGGACGAUCUGAGAAAGUCCCAGGUUGUCAGAGAUGUUCAGCAGUAUAUACUCGCGCGGCUGGAUCAGGAGGAUGCGCUCAGGCAACACAUCUCGCGCGACACCGCCGAGAUGCUGAACCAGUUGCACAUAAAGAGCAACGGUUGUUUUCUGUACCUGGAGAAAGUGCUUGACGGCGUGGCGGAGAAUUUUAUUGUUCUGCGCGAGGUGCGCGAGAUUCCGGGUACGCUGAACGGCCUAUAUCUUUGGCUCUGCCAACGACUCUUCAGUAGGAAACAAUUUAGCAAGGUGCAGCCUCUUCUUAACGUCAUACUCGCCGCUAAAUUACCCAUCACCCAGGAAAUUCUAUACGAGAGCGUAAAGACGGCCUGUGUCGGCAUCACCGUCGAGGAUUUUAAUCGCCGGCUUCAUCUUCUGCGCCGAGUGAUAUCGGUCUCGCGUGCCGGCGCAUUGAUGCUCUUUCAUCACAGCUUCGCUGAGUGGUUACUCGAUGUCAAACAUUGUACGCAAAAGUAUCUCUGUUCGGCCACCGAGGGCCAUGCUAUGCUGGCGGCCUAUUACACUCUUCGCGGUUCCGAGCUCAAUCCUGACGAGAUCUGCGUGCUGGCUCAACACCUGCAACGCGCGAUUACGAGCGUUCCGACUAACACCACUCUAGACGUCCACACACUUCAAGUACUUUGGAUGAUCGGUAGUAACGCACCCGUCGAAGGCUGUUAUUUAGAUAGCUCCGAGUGUAUUCUCUGGCCCAGGCAGGACGUAAAGCUUCUCAAACUGUUGAUCGACGCUGGCGCUAAGCCCUCCGAAAAGACCGUCGAUGACGACGCUAGCAAAGAUGCCGUUUCUUCUAGUCAGGUUUCGCAAGAUGUAAGUCCCAUUGAUGAAUCUCCAAAUGAACCGUUAACGGAGCUUCUCGGUGAAAGUGGAGAUAUCAAUCAAGCAGAUUCUUAUGGGCGAACGGUGUUGCACACAUUAGCCGCUGAUGGCAAUGCAUCUCUGCUAGAGUUGGCGCUUGCAGCCUGUCCUCAGGCAAAAUUGGAAGCGGUCGACCGGAAUGGACAGACACCAUUAAAUUUAGCCGCGAGACACGGUUACGCGGAUGUGGUGCGUGUUCUUUUAGCUGCCGGCGCGAGGGCGGAUCACGCGGACUGUGAUGGCUGGACCGCCCUUAGGGCUGCUGCCUGGGGAGGGCAUACUCAGGUGGUCGAACAACUUUUGAAACACGGGGCUAUGGUGGAUUGCGCGGAUUGGGAUCAACGUACUGCGUUGCGAGCGGCCGCGUGGGGUGGCCACGAAGACAUCGUUAAAGCUCUUUUAAAACAUGGUGCGGAUGUUAACAGAACGGACGAUGAGGGCAGAACCGCUCUGAUCGCCGCGGCGUACAUGGGUCACAGCGAGAUUGUGGAACAUCUUUUGGAUUUUGGAGCUGAAAUCGAUCACGCCGACAGCGACGGUAGAACCGCACUCAGCGUCGCCGCACUUUGCGUUCCUGCCAAUCACGGAUAUGCGAAGGUUGUCACGAUACUUUUAGAGCGCGGUGCUACCGUGGAUCACGAGGAUAAGGAUGGUAUGACUCCAUUAUUAGUUGCCGCGUUUGAGGGUCAUCGAGACGUUUGCGAUUUGCUUUUGGAAUUUGAUGCGGAUAUGGAUCAUUGCGAUGUCACCGGGAGAACGCCUUUGUGGGCGGCUGCGAGUAUGGGACACGGAUCGGUCGUGAAGCUCUUAUUAUACUGGGGCUGCUGCGUUGAUACUAUAGACAACGAAGGCAGAACCGUUCUCAGCGUGGCCGCCGCGCAGGGCGGUACGGACGUCGUAAAGCAAUUACUCGCUAGAGGCCUAGACGAGCAGCACAGAGACAAUUCUGGCUGGACCCCUUUACACUACGCGGCGUUUGAGGGUCACAUCGAAGUUUGCGAGGCGUUAUUAGAAGCUGGCGCGAAGAUCGACGAAACAGACAAUGAUGGAAAAAGUGCUCUUAUGCUCGCGGCGCAGGAAGGGCACACAUCGUUGGUAGAAAGAUUGUUGGAACAUCACGGCGCACCUAUAGAUCAGCAUGCCCACGAUGGUAAAACUGCUUUAAGAUUAGCAGCCCUAGAGGGACAUUACGACACCGUGAAAAUAUUAUUAUCUCGCAAUGCUGAUGUUAACGCGAAGGAUGCUGACGGAAGGAGCACUCUAUAUAUACUUGCAUUAGAAAACAGAUUAGCUAUGGCGAGAUUUCUGUUGGAACAUGCGAGCGCCGAUGUAGAAAGUAGAGAUUCAGAAGGUAGGACAUCAUUGCAUGUAAGCGCUUGGCAAGGACAUGUGGAAAUGGUAGCUUUGUUACUAACGGAUGGUGGAGCUAGUGUGAAUGCUUGCGACAAUGAGAACAGAACGCCACUUCAUUCGGCCGCUUGGCAAGGACACGCAGCAAUCGUCAGGCUGCUCCUGGAACAUGCUGCCACUCCUGAUCACACUUGCAAUCAAGGUGCAACGGCUCUAGACAGGAAUACUUUAGCUGAUAAGAAAUUUGUAGGUAUUGCCGCCCAGGAGGGACACGAGCACUGCGUCCGGGCGCUUUUAAAUCACGGAGCUGAUCCGAAUCAUUCCGAUCACUGCGGACGAAACGCCAUUAAAGUAGCCGCUAAAAGUGGUCACGAUACAGUUGUCAGGCUAUUGGAAGAACAUUCUGCCAAUCAACGCAGUUUGAGACCCGGCAUCAAUGGAGGAGGUAGCAGUAGUGCUACUUCUGUAACAUCCAAUUCGACGGCUGAGACCAAACCUUCAUCGGCAAUCCUAAAUCCUCUGUCUACGCAAUACAGUCCAGCGGAAUCACCAGAUUCCACUAAGCGACGCAGUUGCGUUUCUCUAGGCAACAAUUCGAGCAACAGCAAAUCGAGCAGUAACUUAACUGGCAGCACUAAGAGCGAUCAGGGAAAAUUCAAUCAAAACUCGAUGGUUAACUGUCAGACGCCAUUAUCUUUUACGCAACAACUACAACAGUGUUCAAGAGGAGCAAAAAGUCGACCACUCAGUAAACUAUUGUCACCCUUGAAGAGCGAACCACAAAGUCCGAUAUACGCUUCACCACCACAUUCUCCGUUAAGCGAUAGUCUUAUUCCUUAUUCACCUACAAACACGAGUCCACCCAGUGCUCAAACGGCCGCUAACGUGAUACAGAAUCAGCUGGGUGUAUCGUUAAUGGCGGCAAAUCCAAACAUGCCAUACAAAACGCAGUCGGGAGGAUAUAAUCAUAUACCAAUGAUUUACGAGCCGAUCAAGAUCAAAACUGAAAUUAUCGACAGAAAUAACAUUAGUAAACCGUUUGAAUUAACGAAUGAAAUGUUAGGUUUGAGCAUUGGGAAAGAUAAGGAGAAUGGACACGAGGAAAAACGAAAUUCGGCAGAUACGCAUUUUACACGAGAUACUCAUAUGAGAAUAAUAUUGGGAAAUAGCGGCGCUGGUGUUGGUAGAAGCGUCAAGCACACCGAUCACACACCUGGAAGACUUUACAGAAAUCACAAUGGUCGUAUAAGGAAGACACACCGCUUCAUGAGCGAUAGGCUUUCCUUCCUUUUUCAACCCUCCCGAGUGAAAAAAGAUAGAAUAUGUAGUCAAGGAGGACAUACGACAAUUGCAGGUAAUUUAAAGCCAAAGCGUAAUGGCUUGGUAUCCAAUCCAGCCAUGAGAUUAGUAGCGGGAGUUAGAAAUGGAAUUGAGAAUGCCACAAAUAGAAAUAAGCCUAUCACAACACGUGUAAACGGAUUCCAGUGGAAGACAGAAGCGCGCAAGGAAACACCCUUGUAGGGACAGGCUGUACAUUACGGAUUGUCUCGGCGAAGAGCCGGAAGCCAACAUCGUGGAUGGCGAUCUGUCGCGAAUAAAAAGCGAAAGUCAAUAAACAAAUUUUUCUCGGUUUAUUUGAGCAAAAUCAAAUUACCUCGAAUAAGAAGGAAAAGAAAGGUGGAAUGAAUAUUCUGAUAUAGCGUGAAAUAUCGAAAUCGCGUAGCACACAAAACCAAAUAUUAAUUUGCAUAGGGAAAGUAUAUAGACAUAGAUAUGUAAACUCAUGAAACAUGACUUUGUAUAAACAUAACGUUAACGAAAUUAUUUACUGAUCUCACUAAUAUAAUAUAAUGCACAUACAUAUAUACAUACAUUCAUAUUAGGUGUAUGUAUGUUUGUAUGUCAAAAUACUUAUUAUACAGGAUAUAUUACAAAUGCUGCCCAAUCUCUUAACCGAGCUUAGAGAACAAAUUACUACUUCUGUUGUAAAUAUUUGGUUCGCAGUCGAAAAUUAAAAAAUUUAUUAAUUUGCUAAAGUUUGUUAUGGUAGAAAUUGAACAGCCUUUGAGAGAUAUAUACUGUAUAUAUUUAUAAAAUCAUUAUUAAAAUUUUGAGAAGAAAGAGAGAAAAAGAAAUCUUAGUAGCGAUGUUAAUGCCGGUAAUGCAGGUUAGAUGAUAAAGUUUAACGAUGAAAAAUUCUUCAGAAGACUGGAUGCAAACGGAAUGCAUAUGUGAUCUUUUAAUGGAUAACUUUAAACCGAAGAAAAUGUGUAUAGAUAUGUAUAAAUUAUAUUAAAAAAAUUAAAGAUAAAGUAUGAUAAUAUGGACUCAUUACAAAUACGUAAAGUUAUGGCCUGAAAAUGAGGAACGUGUGUAAAUACAAAUCCCUCGUAAUGUUUCGUGCAACAUAUUUAUUAUACUGUAAUAGGUGCGAAAUAAAUAAAAACUAGGAAAUAUUAAAC